Molecule: messenger RNA, 3306 nt
Organism: Molossus molossus (Pallas's mastiff bat)
Lineage: Eukaryota; Metazoa; Chordata; Mammalia; Chiroptera; Molossidae
Gene: SYTL3
Product: synaptotagmin like 3
Exons: 16
Coding region: 1186-3003 (605 amino acids)
Biological process (GO): exocytosis; intracellular protein transport
Cellular component (GO): exocytic vesicle; plasma membrane
Molecular function (GO): small GTPase binding; neurexin family protein binding
Source: RefSeq, a predicted model, not a curated record
GUGUGGUUUUGGGUGGCGCUGUUCUCGGGGUCCUUGGGGGUGUGGGGUAGCCACAGAGGCACUCAGGGCCAGCUGGGAAGUGCACACUUCAGCCCCGUGCCCAACAGGAAGGAAAGAGAAACACGUCAGUUGUUCUAACACAAAGAAAUAUUGGCUUCCUCCUCUUCAGAACAGACUGCCCUGGUCUCCGCUCUUGAAGCUGGCUCUAAGGUAUUGAGCUGACUGGGCUUUUCAUUGUCAUUCCCAGUGACCUGAACAUGUUUGAAGGGGACAGUUAGCUGCUAUAAAUCGCUGAUCCUCUCCUUAUUGCUGUUCGUAAAUCCCCUCAGAUCGGGGAUUCCGUCUGCUUCGCAGACCUCAUCUGCGUGGAUCCGUGCACACUUCGCAGACCUCAUCUGCGUGGAUCCGUGCACACUUCGCAGACCUCAUCUGCGUGGAUCCGUGCACACUUCGCAGACCGCAUCUGCGUGGAUCCGUGCACACUUCGCAGACCUCAUCUGCGUGGAUCCGUGCACACUUCGCAGACCGCAUCUGCGUGGAUCCGUGCACACUUCGCAGACCGCAUCUGCGUGGAUCCGUGCACACUUCGCAGACCGCAUCUGCGUGGAUCCGUGCAUACUUCGCAGACCUCAUCUGCGUGGAUCCGUGCACACUUCGCAGACCGCAUCUGCGUGGAUCCGUGCACACUUCGCAGACCUCAUCUGCGUGGAUCCGUGCACACUUCGCAGACCUCAUCUGCGUGGAUCCGUGCACACUUCGCAGACCGCAUCUGCGUGGAUCCGUGCACACUUCGCAGACCGCAUCUGCGUGGAUCCGUGCAUACUUCGCAGACCUCAUCUGCGUGGAUCCGUGCAUAAUUUAGAGCACGCUCUGGCAACACCUCAGAAAGAGGUAUGCUUUGGUCUCAGAUGCAUGUCAGCGGCUGCGGUGGGACCCAGGAGAGCGCUCCCCGGGUGGCAUGAGGCCAUCAGCACCACGACUCCAGCAGAGGGACAGCCUCUCGGGCUUUCUCGUGAGGAGGGGCACGGCGGAGAAGGAAGAGAGGAGCCAGGAGCAGCAGGGUUGCAGGGAACUAGGAGCAGGAGCGCCUUCCCCAGCGUGGGCGCGGCUGGACUCGGCUCACCCCAGGCCGGGCGCUGGGCCAUGGACUGAAGCGUCACCGUGGGUCCCAGAAGCAAGACAGGCAUGGCCCAAGAAGUCAGCCUGAAUUCCCUCCAGGACUCAGACCGGGAGGUGAUUCUCCAGGUCCUGUACCGAGACCAGGCGGUUCAAAGCAUCGAGGAGGAGCGGAUACGGAAACUGAGGACGCACCUGCAGCAUCUCCGGUGGAAAGGUGGGAAGAGCGCGGGCCAGGAGCAGAGAGAGAAGGCGUGUGCCCGCUGCCAGCGCGCUCUGGGGCUGCUGCUGAACCGGGGCGCCGUGUGCCAGGGCUGCAGCCACUGCGUGUGCUCCGGGUGCCGCGUGUUCCUGAGCAAGACCCCCCUCUGGAGGUGCACCGUGUGCUACGAGGGCAGAACUGUGAGAAUAAAAACUGGAGAAUGGUUUUUUGAGGAACGAGCCAAGAAAUUUCCAACGGAAGGCAGACACGAGACAGCUGGAGCGAAGCUCCUGCAAUCCUACCAGAAGCUGAGCAAAAUCUCCGUGGUUCCGCCCACUCCACCUCCGCUCAGUGAGAGCUGGUGCAGCAGCAGCCCUGGAAGGUUACAGGAACUCAGUCAGUUCAAAGGAUUUAAUAAAUCCGUGGAAAAUUUGUUUCUGUCUGUUACCACCCACAUGAAAAAGCUCUCCAAGUCCCAGAAUGACAUGACCUCUGACAAGCAGCUCCUGAGCGCGAGCCCCAGGCAGUGUGCCAGCCGGACGGAGAGGAGGAGCCAGUCCGACACCGCCAUCAAUGUCACCACCAGGAAAAUCAGUGCCCCAGACAUCCUGCUGCCUCUCAGCCAAGAGAGUAUUGAACGCCCUCCUGACCCCGUUUGGAAGAAGAAAGAUCUCUGCCCAGUGCCCAGCUCGUUAUUCUCAGGAGGCUCAAGACAGGGGAGUUUAAUCAGCAUUAAUAGCACUUGCACAGAGAUUGGCAAUUUUGACAACGCUAAUGUCACUGGAGAAAUAGAGUUCGCCAUUCGAUAUUGCUUCAAAACCCGUUCUCUAGAAAUAUGCAUCAAGGCCUGUAAGAACCUUGCAUAUGGGGAGGAAAAGAAGAAAAAGUGCAAUCCGUACGUGAAGACCUACCUGCUGCCUGACAGAUCCUCGCAGGGCAAGCGCAAGACUGGAGUCCGGAAGAACACGGUGGACCCGACCUUUCAGGAGACCUUGAAGUACCAGGUGGAGCCUGCCCAGCUGGUGACCCGGCAGCUGCAGGUGUCUGUGUGGCACCUGGGCACGCUUGCCUGGAGGGUGUUUCUUGGAGAAGUGAUCAUCCCUCUGGCCACGUGGGACUUCGAAGACAGCACGACACAGUCCUUCCGCUGGCACCCGCUGUGGGCCAAGGCAGACAAGUGCGAAGACAACGUUCCUCCGAAUCAUGGAGAACUUACUGUCCGGGCCAAACUGGUGCUCCCUGCUGGGCCCCGAAAGCUCCAGGAGGCUCAAGAAGGGACAGGCAGUCAGCCGUCACGUGAUGGUCAACUCUGUUUGGUGGUGCUGGGAGCCAAGAAUUUACCUGUGCGGUCAGAUGGUACCCUGAACUCAUUUGUUACGGGCUGCCUCACGCUGCCGGACAAGCAGACGCUGAGGCUGAAGUCCCCGGUUCUGAAGAAGCAGGCGCGUCCCCAGUGGAAGCACUCCUUCGUUUUCCACGGCGUGACCCCGUCCCAGCUGGGGCAGUCCUGCCUGGAGCUGAGCGUCUGGGACCAGGCCGUCUUCGGCGUGAACGCCCGCUUGCUGGGGCAGGCCAGGCUCGGCGCCAGGGCGGAUCCCGCCGGCGGCUCCCAGUCAAAGCUGCACUGGCAGAAAGUCCUUUCCAGCCCGAAUUUAUGGACAGACAUGACACUCGCCCUGCACUGAAGCCCAGGGGCCAGUGUGCGGCGGGUUGGUCUGCGUGCCCGCAGGCCAGCUGGGGGACGGUGGACACGCAGCCGGAACGGCCCUCUGCAGGGCAGCCCUUCUCACCACAGCUGUGGCGCAGCUGGAAGGUCCCUCUGAGUGCCUCUGCGUGCACCUGUUAGAGCGAUGACCACGGUGACAGAAAGAGGUCGGGUUGGUUCUCUGUGCUCGGAGCUGGGAAAGAUGGCCAGAUGUCAAUAAAUGUCACCCAUCUCCAGUGCGCAUCGAAUAGUGAAAAUUAUGGCCUUGUGUUGUGUGUUCCAA